CAGCAGCGAGCAGGCAGGCGCGGAGCUGCCCUUCCAUAGGAGCCGCCAUUAGCGCUGGGACCCGCUGACAGGGUCUCGGCGGCGGCGGCCGGCGCGGCGCGGGGAGCGGAUCAGCCGGGGUGGGUCCCCGUUUGAUGGAUCCCCGGAUAGCCUGGUUCCAGCCAGAGCAGCUCGGCCCCUCGAACCGCCUGUGGAUGCAGAUCUGGGAAACCACGCAGGGGGUCCGCAACCUCUACUUCCAGCAGCAGCAGCAGCAGGAGCAGCAGCAGCAACAGCAGCAGCAGCAGCAGAGCGCCCCCGCCGCGGCCGGCCCGGCCUCCCCGCCCGGCAUGUACCGCGCCCCCCGCGCCGACCCCCCGCCCGACUUCCUGCCGCUCGAGAGCGCCAACAACCCGCACAGCCGCGGCCACCGCCAGGCCUCGCCGCCCCCGGGGGCCGCCGCCUGGGCCCGGCCCGCGCGGGGGGCGCCGCCCGCCGCCGCCGCCGCCGCCAGCAACAAGAGGAAGCGCGACAACAAGGCCAGCACCUUCGGGCUCAACUACAGCCUGCUGCUGGGCCGCGCCCCCGCCCCGGCCGACGAGCCGGCCGCCCGCGCCCAGCCCGGCCUGGCCGAGCCGCUCUACACCGGCACCCCCUGGAAGAAGAGGAACUACAGCCAGGGAGUCGUGGGUCUUCAUGAAGAAAUCAUUGACUUUUAUAAGUAUAUGUCUCCCAGACCUGAAGAAGAGACAAUGCGGAUGGAAGUGGUGUCCAGAAUAGAAAAUGUUAUCAAAGAGCUCUGGCCUAAUGCAGAUGUGCAGAUAUUUGGAAGUUUUAAAACUGGUUUAUAUUUACCUACAAGUGAUAUUGAUUUAGUUGUGUUUGGAAAAUGGGAGACAUUACCUCUUUGGACCCUGGAAGAAGCUCUUAGAAAGCACAAUGUAGCAGAUGAAAACUCAGUAAAGGUUUUAGAUAAAGCAACUGUACCUAUUAUUAAACUGACAGAUUCCUUCACUGAAGUAAAAGUUGAUAUAAGCUUUAAUGUACAGAAUGGGGUUAAAGCAGCCCAGCUCAUCAAAGAUUUUAUCAAGAAAUAUCCUGUGUUACCAUUUCUAGUUUUAGUAUUGAAACAGUUCCUGUUGCAGAGGGACCUUAAUGAAGUAUUUACAGGUGGAAUUGGUUCUUAUAGUCUCUUUUUAAUGGCUGUCAGUUUCCUUCAGCUGCAUCCCAGGGAAGAUGCCUGUAUGCCCAAUGCCAACUAUGGUGUUCUUUUAAUAGAGUUUUUUGAAUUAUAUGGACGUCACUUCAAUUAUCUGAAGACUGGAAUCCGAAUAAAGGAUGGUGGCUCUUAUGUUGCCAAGGAUGAAGUGCAGAAAAGCAUGUUGGAUGGCUACAGACCAUCAAUGCUCUACAUUGAGGAUCCAUUACAGCCAGGUAAUGAUGUUGGGAGGAGUUCCUAUGGUGCCAUGCAAGUGAAGCAGGCUUUUGAUUAUGCCUAUGUUGUUCUGAGCCAUGCUGUUUCCCCAAUAGCUAAAUAUUAUCCUAACAACGAAACAGAAAGUAUAUUAGGGAGAAUAAUUAGAGUAACACAAGAAGUGGCCACAUACAGAGACUGGAUAUCCAAGCAGUGGGGAAUGCAAAGCAGAACAGAAUCUUCAUGUAAUGGUAAUGGAGUGACCUUGAUAGUAGAUACUCAGCAGCUGGACAAAUGCAACAAUAAUCUUGCUGAAGAGAAUGAAGCACUGGGAAAGCCUAGAAAUAAAACUUCAGAAACACUUAGUAAACAUUCUUCAAAUUCUUCAUCAGGUCCUUUAUCAUCAUCAUCAUCUACAUUGUCCAGCUCUAGUGAUGUAGAUUCUGAUGGAACACCUUGCAAAACCUCUAAACAGUUGAGUUGUCGUCAGUCUACCACAAACAGAGUGGGGUCACAAGAAGUGUCACUGGAAUCCUCCCAGUCAAGUGGGAAAACACAAAAUAGCCAAACAGCCAAUACAUCCAGCAACACGAACAAAUCUCAGCACGGAUCCGCACGGUUAUUCCGCUCCUCUAACAAAGGCUUCCAAGGUCCAACAAACUCAAGCCAUGGUACCUCAGUCACAAACAAACAGCACCAAGGCAGCAAAUCACACCAUCAGUUUUUCCACGGCAAAAAGAGGAAACACAAGAGGGAUGCAGCUCUGUCAGACCUUUGUAGAUAGUUGACUACUUUAAGACUGUUCUUCUGUGUGCAAUGAUCUCAUGCUACAGGAUAGUUUGAUAGUGACUCCUUGGAUCUCUUCUGGAGCUUCAGACUGUUCAGACAUAGAUUAGCAACUGCAUUUUUUUUUCCCAGCUCGCCACGGAACGGAACAUGAAGAUUGAUCACUGCAAAAAAACAAAAAAAAAGAAAAAAAAAGAAAAAAAUGGAAAAAAAAAGGAAAAAAUUAAUUUUUUAAAAUGAGGAAAAAGGCUGCUCAUUUGAUAAGUCAUAUGCUACAACAGGGUCAUUUAGGAUAUAAAAGCUUGAAUGUAAAAUAAAUGUAUUUCCCAUCAGCUCAUGCUGACCUGUAGAGAUAGUACUCAGUGUGUCUAGGGGGUGGUAACAAACAAAUAAAACACAAAAAAUAGGAAAAAAAAGGCAAAAAAUUGUAUUUUGAGGGAAACCCAGCCUUUAAAGGUGAAAGUAAUUUGUGCAUGAUUUUUUAAUUAUUUUUGCAUAUACUUACCAUUUUAUUGUGUAUAUAUAGAUGACCAUAUAGGAAAACUGACAUUUGUAAUAGUGGAUUUGUUAAUACUUUUUACAUAACAUUACUGUUUAAAUUGUAAACAUAAAUUUUUUCUCAGGAUUAGUUUGGAAAAUAAUCUGAAUUGUCAUCUUAACAUCCAUAUAAAGAGACAUUACUAGUUGUAUUGCUCAGAUUUUCUUUUCUUGGCAUUUGGAAGAUCUCAUAGAACUUUUGAUCUGCAAAAGCUGUUCCUCUGAAAGAAAGGUUUAUGGUGACAAAUGAAGAUUUUCAUUUGUAUAAAGUGUACAUGUACUUUGUGUAGACACUGAGCUUGUCAUCUCUGAGAAGUAACCUUCACCUUGUUUUCUAGAGUGCCAUCAUUUCAGGCAAUGGGGUUUUAUAGUUGCAUCCUUCUCUUCCUCCCCUUGGUGGUCUCUCCUCGACCCUUCCUUCUUUUUUUUUAAGGAAAAACAAAGGGCCACUUGGGGUUUGGGGUUUUCU
Zonotrichia leucophrys gambelii is the source of this 3185-nucleotide messenger RNA. RefSeq names its product terminal nucleotidyltransferase 4B (gene TENT4B). Gene Ontology annotation, cellular component: nucleolus; TRAMP complex. The coding region runs from base 135 to 2177 and encodes 680 amino acids. Gene Ontology annotation, molecular function: poly(A) RNA polymerase activity; mRNA binding. Gene Ontology annotation, biological process: RNA 3'-end processing. Lineage: Eukaryota; Metazoa; Chordata; Aves; Passeriformes; Passerellidae. The record is from RefSeq and is a predicted model, not a curated record. The transcript has 12 exons.